Canariomyces notabilis is the source of this 811-nucleotide messenger RNA. Its product is annotated as RNA-binding domain-containing protein. The transcript is spliced from 5 exons. Bases 243 to 590 code for a protein of 115 amino acids. Gene Ontology annotation, molecular function: mRNA binding. Lineage: Eukaryota; Fungi; Ascomycota; Sordariomycetes; Sordariales; Chaetomiaceae. Gene Ontology annotation, cellular component: nucleus; cytoplasm. The record is from RefSeq and is a predicted model, not a curated record.
CCACUGACGCAUCCCACGGUGGCCCGCCAAGAUUUACCCAAUAAGAUGCCUGUCACGUGGGGGACUAGCGCAGAAGCCCCACCUGACUGCCUUCCGCCUUCGAACUUCGUCUUCUCAUCACUCCCGCGUCAGUCCAUCCUCGAGCCUCAACUCCUCCCCCAUUGCACCGUGACCCGUGCACCCCCAUCGACAUUAACCUAUCGAACCAUCGUGUCGAACCAUCUCAGAAUCGACAUCGAGAUAUGAGUCGUGCCAACAAACUUGGCCCGGAGGUAAAUCGAGCUUUGUUCGUAAAGAAUCUAAGCUACAACGUCACUCCAGAGGAGCUGUUUGACCUCUUUGGAAAGUACGGGCCAAUCCGUCAAGUUCGACAAGGCAUUGCGAGCAACACAAAAGGCACCGCCUUCGUCGUCUAUGAGGACGUAAUGGAUGCAAAGCAGGCGUGCGACAAGCUGAACGGUUACAAUUUCCAGAAUCGGUAUCUUGUCGUGCUCUACCACCAGCCAGAGAAGAUGAUUCGCACAAAAGAGGACUUGGAUGCCCGCAAGGAGAAUUUAGAACGUCUCAAGAAGCAACACGGCAUCGAUUGACAGUUAGACGGGCCUGCAGACAGCCUUCAGAGUCAAACCAAAACGUCUGGAGGCCCGUCUUCUUCGACAUCCACCUCCUCAAAGACAAAGGCGGCUUCGGCGCCCAACGCGCCGAAAUCGAUCCUCAAAAGGGGCAGGCCGGAUAUCGCCACGCACGCACGAAGAAUGCCUCACUUUGUGCGGAAGCUACUUCCCACGGUGCCCGAGUGCGCCUAACACUA